AUGAAGGCUACCCCUGAAAUUCCCGUACGGGACGAAGGGUUUUCGUUUUCUAUUGCAACGAAGGUCAGAAUUCGUGUCAGCCAUCUACAGAUAUAUAUACCUGGACAACCAACACAUAUCUGCAAUCAUUAUCAGUGGCAGGACUGGCCAGAUCGAGGUGUACCUGAGGCCGAUAUUGCUCCCGUACUGCUUCUUGGGAAAUUGAGGGAGUCUGCAACUCCAAUAAUCGUACAUUGCUCAGCGGGAAUAGGUCGUACCGGUUCGAUUGUACUCAUAGAACAUGCUCUGGAGCUACUAAGCCGGAAUGAACCGCUGCUCGAGAUUAGUGGUUACUUGCUAGAACUGCGUAAACAAAGGAAUAACAGUGUGCAGACAGAGCAACAAUAUCUUUAUGUGCACCAAGUGCUACUACUAUUUUUGAAGAAAUUUAAGUAUCUGGACGAAGUCGUCUAUCCAUACUUGGAGGCAUUCACUAAAGAUUACAUUGCAGCCACGAAAGGCUUCUAG
Molecule: messenger RNA, 507 nt
Organism: Cooperia oncophora
Lineage: Eukaryota; Metazoa; Nematoda; Chromadorea; Rhabditida; Trichostrongylidae
Source: the annotation of a GenBank genome assembly